Messenger RNA from Gymnodraco acuticeps, 6240 nucleotides. It is a transcript of the gene clstn1, whose product is annotated as calsyntenin 1. Lineage: Eukaryota; Metazoa; Chordata; Actinopteri; Perciformes; Bathydraconidae. Gene Ontology annotation, molecular function: kinesin binding; amyloid-beta binding; calcium ion binding. Gene Ontology annotation, biological process: positive regulation of synapse assembly; positive regulation of synaptic transmission; homophilic cell-cell adhesion. Bases 191 to 3136 code for a protein of 981 amino acids. The transcript has 19 exons. Gene Ontology annotation, cellular component: cell surface; postsynaptic membrane. The record is from RefSeq and is a predicted model, not a curated record.
UGCAAAACUGCGAGAGAAGCGGUGAUUGAAGAGCAGAGCGGCGGCAGCGACGACGGCCAUCUUAGAGCUACCGUGGUAACCUCAUCUUCUGGAUUUUAUUUUUAUUGUGGGAGAAACAUUCCGCCUGGCUGACGUGGGAAGAAGAAGCUUUUUUUUUUUUUAAUUCGCCGUGGUUGAACUCGAAGUCGGGAUGCGGGUCCGAGGGAAUACACCAUUUGCAUCCGCUGUCGGACUGGUCCUCGGACUAUUAUGUGCGGUGGAGGCAGCUAAAGUCAAUAAACACAAACCAUGGAUCGAGACGACGUACCAUGGGAUCGUAACGGAAAACGAUGAUAAAGUACUGCUGGACCCUCCUCUAAUUGCACUGGACAAGGAUGCUCCUCUACGCUACGCAGAGAGUUUUGAGGUGACUCUCACUGAAGAAGGUGAGAUUUGCGGCUUCAGGAUUCAUGGGCAGAAUGUCCCCUUUGAGGCAGUGGUCCUGGACAAGUCCACUGGCGAAGGGGUCCUCCGGGCCAAGGACAAGCUGGACUGUGAGCUGCAGAAGGAGCACACCUUCACCAUCCAAGCCUACGACUGUGGAGAGGGUCCCGAUGGCACCAAUAUGAAGAAAUCCCACAAGGCCACCGUCCACAUCCAGGUAAACGACAUCAACGAGUAUGCACCGGUGUUCAAGGAGAAGUCCUACAAAGCCACCGUUAUCGAGGGAAAGAAGUACGACAGCAUCCUGAAGGUGGAGGCAGUGGACGCCGACUGCUCUUUCCAGUUCAGUCAAAUCUGCAACUACGAGAUCGUCACCCCUGAUGUGCCCUUCACCGUCGACAAAGAUGGUUUUAUCAAGAACACAGAGAAACUGAGCUACGGCAAGGAGCGCAUGUACAAGCUGACUGUGACCGCCUACGAUUGUGGAAAGAACCGUGCCUCCGAGGAUGUUCUGGUCAAGAUCAGCGUCAAGCCCACCUGCAAACCCAGCUGGCAAGGCUUCAAUAAGAGGAUUGAAUAUGAGCCUGGCACAGGCAGCCUGGCCCUUUUCCCCAGCAUGCACUUGGAGACCUGUGAUGAGCCAAUCACGUCCAUCCGAGCCAACAUUGAACUGGAAACCAACCAUAUUGGAAAGGGCUGUGACCGUGAUACCUACUCUGAGAAGUCACUGCACAAGCUGUGCGGAGCCAGCACCGGCACCGUGGAGCUUCUGCCUGCACCCAGCAGCGCCGCCAACUGGACCGUCGGCCUGCCCACAGACAACGGGCACGACAGCGACCAGGUGUUUGAGUUUAACGGCACUCAGGCCAUCAAGGUUCCCGAAGGCAUGGUGAGCACCAGCCUGAAGAAGCCCUUCACCAUCUCUGUGUGGAUGAGACACGGCCCCGGGGCCCACGAGAAGGAGACUAUCCUCUGCAACUCUGACAAGACAGAGAUGAACAGACACCACUACUCGCUGUACGUCCACAACUGCAGGCUCAUCAUGCUCCUCCGCCAGGACCCAUCAGAGGCCGAGAACUACAAACCAGCCGAGUUCCACUGGAAGCUCGACCAGGCUUGUGACAAAGAGUGGCAUCACUAUGUGCUGAAUAUCGAGUUCCCCACUGUGUCUCUGUUUGUGGACGGGACCACCUUCGAGCCCUUCCUGGUCACAGAGGACUACCCACUGCACUCCUCCAAGAUCGAAUCCCAGCUCACCAUCGGUGCCUGCUGGCAAGACAACUCAGGACAUGACAAUGACACUGAGUCAGUCUCUGAGCCCACCUCAGGUGGAAAUGCUAAGAUGGCUCAGUUCUUCCGGGGCAACCUAGCUGGGCUGAUGAUCCGCUCUGGCAAGCUGGAGAACAAGAAGGUGAUCGACUGUUUGUACACCUGCAAGGAAGGACUGGACGUGCAGCUGCCUGAGGAGAUAGCUUCAGCUGUCAAGGUUGAGUUUAACCCCAACCAGUCCUCUCUGACCGUGGAGGGAGACGACAUCGAUGCCUUUGACAAGGUCAUGCAGCACAUCUCCUACCUGAACUCUCGCCAGUUUCCCACACCUGGUAUCAGGCACCUUCGCAUCUCCACCACCGUCAAAUGCUUCAACGAGGAGUCCUGCGUAUCAGUGCCAGAUGCUGAAGGUUAUGUGAUGGUGCUGCAGCCCGAGGAGCCAAAGAUCAGCCUGAGCGGGAUCGAUCACUUUGCCCGCAGCGCCGCAGAAUUCGAGAGCCAGGAAGGUGUGACGCUGUUCCCCGAGCUACGCAUCGUGAGCACCAUCACCCGCGAGGUGGAGGCUGAUGCUGAAUCUGAAGCAGCAGAGGGAACUGAUGAUGACCCUACAGUCCAAGAGACCGUGGUGUCAGAGGAGAUCAUGCACAACCUGGACACCUGUGAAGUGAGCGUGGUGGGAGACGAGCUGGACGGGGAGCACGAGGGUCUGGAGGUGGACAUGUCUCAGCUGCAGCAGCACAGCCUGGAGAUGAGCUCCUCUAACCUGGGCCUCGUCAUCACCGGUGUGAACACCAUGGCAAACUACGAGCAGGUCCUGCAUCUCAUCCGUUACAAGAACUGGCACACAGAGGCUCUCUUUGACAGGAAAUUCAAACUGGUCUGCUCUGAACUCAACGGCCGCUACAUCAGCAACGACUUCAAGGUUGAGGUUAAUGUAAUCCACACAGCUAAUCCUGUGGAGCAGGCCAACAACGCCAUGGUGCAGCCCAACUUCAUCAACCCUGUGCAUCACGCCUCUCUGGAUCUGUCCGGGCACAACCUGGUCAACGCUCACCAGGCCUCAGUCGUUCCCAGCGCAGCCACCAUUGUCAUCGUGGUGUGCGUUAGCUUCCUGGUGUUUAUGAUCAUCCUGGGUGUGUUCCGCGUCCGAGCCGCACACCAGGGCACCAUGAGGGACCAGGAGAGCGGCAAGGAGAACGAGAUGGACUGGGACGACUCAGCCCUCACCAUCACCGUCAACCCCAUGGAGACUUACGAGGACCAGCACAGCAGCGAGGAGGAGGAGGAAGAGGAGGAGGAGAGCGAGGACGGAGAGGAGGAAGAUGACAUCACGAGUGCUGAGUCAGAGAGCAGCGAAGACGAGGAGGGGGCAGAGCCGGAGGACCAGCAGGCGGCCAGCAGACAGCAGCAGCUGGAGUGGGACGACUCCACCCUCACCUACUAAACACACACACACACACACAUACACACACACACACACACAUAUAACACUAAACACAAGCUCACACACACAUCACCGACUCACACUCACUCACAUCCACACACACACCCCCCCCUACAAGGAGCCAUGAUGUGAAAAAAGAAAAGCUAAAGAAAAAUUCCCUUCUGCAUAUAUAUGGUCAAGGCUUUCCUGUUGUUAUCUUAGUGGUGGUACUCAGUGUAGUGUAGUCAUCACGGAUUGCUGAUUUUUACUGUUUAUUUUUGUAUUUAUUAUAUUUUAAUUCCCAGGAAAGCUUGGCCAACAUUUGUUCUGAACUGUGUGAGGAAGCCAACCCUGCACUUUUUUUAUUUUCUCUCAGACGUAAAGCGAUCAUAUGGAGACUUUUUUCCCCCCUAAUGUAUAUUCUUUGCAUAAUGCUUUUAGAUUUGUUCGCCGCUAAUCUCACGUAUAAGCUUGACCUGAGUUCUCUUGACUUGUAGUCCGCAGCGAAACAAAACAAUGCUUUCAACGAGCAGACCGCAUUUUCUUUUCUUUUUUUAAAUUCUUUUAGUGCAUGAGCAUAUUUGAGAAGUCAUAUGUGUAGAGAAAUACAUUGCUUUUUAAAGAUUUUGUAAAUAUAAAGAAAUCAUGUAAUUAGUCGAUGUGUUAGUGAAGGCCUACUCAAUGGGGUCCAAUAUCUAAAAUGACGCAGUUCGUAAUGUAGAAUAUUUGUGUCACACAGGCUGUAGCAUGUCGCUAAAUUUCCGCGAAAGCUGUUCCAUCAUGCUUGUAUAAAAAUGUCUGCUUCUUGAUGAGAAACCCAGGACUGUUGAGCGGAGGUUUCCAUGACAAAGUGGUGGCCAUUUUGUCUUUUUUUGCAAAGAGAAAAAUCAUUUAUUUCUGUUUCUGGUAGGCAGGACUGGUGGAUGGUUUUAGCUUCAUACAUUGCCCUGCUUUGCUUGCACAGGUAGCAAUGCUCUACUCCGGGCGUCAGUGUAUUUCAUUCCCAAAAGAUCUCACUGUUGUACAGAAGGGAUUUUGUUUUUGUUCAGAGUAAUAAUACUUGGAGAAAAGCUAAUGUACAAAUGGACAUGUAGUGUAAAACGGUACAAACACAAGGCCAGCAGGUACUGUGGGCGGUUUUAAAUAUGGGUACAAACAUUUCUCUGCCAGUGUAUUUGGGCUCAGCUGCUAUAAAAGCUGUGUCUGUAACCCUGUCCUGCUGCACUGACAGAAGUAGGGAGGAAAUACACCUUUAAACUCCUGAAAGAGCAGAGACUGAGCUUUAGUGCAGCUUGGAUGUGUGGUGCAGUCACUGGCUUUUAUUUGGAGGGGAGAAAUUAAAUGAAAGUACAUUUCAGGAAGUUGCAAUUUUAUUUUUCACGUCUCUUCACGGCUUCUUAACCUGAUAUAAUAAACCGGUUUCCUAUAGCAAAAACUGUACAGUCUUUAUCUUAGGACUUACACCUGAACUGCAUAAACUACAAAAGGAAAACAUUUAAAAAUUGAUCUUCUUGUUUGAAUCUUAAAAGGAAUUAUUUUGGUCGUAGACCACCAGAUUUUAUCGUACAUGAAACUGUACUGUAGAGUUGUUUACAGAUAUUUGUUUACAUUUGGUAAACUUGUUUUCCUUCUGGUAUUAGUAUAAAGCUUAUACAAUUGAUUGGGAAAAUAUGUCCAACCUGUAUCUCCUCUCAGACACUGUUGUCCAUCACUGUUGUAUACAUCUUUCACACAACCAGAUACAAAUAUUCACUCACGCUUAGUGUUUGUUUUCCAAGUUAAAAUGUUAACCUUUCCCAAACCUGCAUUAACUAAAGCGGAACAAAUUUGGGAGCUUCAAGUGAAUGGAACGUGGCAUUAUCCGCCUGAAAUAUGUUUGUGAUUUGAGUCUCGUAUUUUGCAUGCAAAUCUAUUUUUGGAAGCCACAAUUGAACUCAUUCAAGGCUCUUUUUCUUAAAGACGGUUUCCCGGCUUCUGUUGAGGGUUUGAGUCACAGUUAUUUUUCUUAAGCUGAAAUAAUUUAUAAUUUUAAAAGGUCUGUGUUGGAAAUGUAGUAACAGUCUCCCCUCCACGAUGACUUGGACUUUAGAUAAAAAGGUGGCCAGGUCAGAGCCGGCUGAGAUGGGAGUGCCUUUUUCCGAUCAUAGCGCAAUUAGCAGGUCUAACAAAAGAAACACUCAUCCGUGCUCUUUUUAUUUGUGGCCAUUUUUGUUUUUUAUUUGUAUUUGUUUAAUGCUAGAUUUCUUACAGAGCUGGGGAUUAUAUUUUGUUUCCGUUUGUUGUAACAAUAGUCCACUGCUAGGUUUAUUAAAGUGAAAAAAUGUUUUACAUAGAUGUCAUGUGUCCAUGUUGUGUAGAGGAAGUAGAUCCAUAUUGUAUCUUCUAUAGAAAUUGUACUAAAUCAUUGACGGAGUCCACCUUUAAAAAGAUGUACAGUACAUUAUGAAAUUGCUUUGGCAGCAUACAUGAGUAUACUGUAAACUGGUCUAUUUGCGUAUAGUGGAAGGUCAUUUUGAACAGUGUCCUAUUGCCUGAGUGGUUGGGAAAUGAUUUUGAGGGCAGCAUGAAAUUCACAAGAACCAGAGUAUAAGCCGGUCUCAAUUCUCUGUCUCAUUUCGUCAAACACUUAAUGUCCACAUUUCAUCUACAAUUCUAAAGUACAAUACCAUGGGUCACUGAUAUGUGCACACUGACACACGGUGAUGCCACCAUGUCCAGUUUUCUGGGUUUAACGCUUUCCGAUCAGCCCUCGCGUUAAGUGUAACUUGGUUGACUUGAAUGUCACUGCCUAACAAACUGAAAUGCAGCCAUACUGUAAUAACACUCAGAUUUAAGGGGAAUUUACUUUGCAUGAACCACAAGUUUGUGUACGUUGUGCGACAAGAGACACACUACUGAUUAUCAGAUUGUCUGUUUCACACGUCCACAACACUCCAGAUAUAUAUUUUUUUCUUUUCUUUUAAAAAUGUGCUCAAAAUGAAAGGUGACAAUGUUUUCAGAACGGUUGAAUGCUUCCUUUGUGCUUGUUGGAGCUGCUCUCACUUUUCUACACGUUGAAAGGCAAAUUGUAGUGAAGUUGAUGCUUGCUCGUGAACAAAAAUAAAGGAUGAUGAGAUGGGGUAUAA